AUGGCAUUAUGCAGAUUCCAGGGCCAGAGGGAUUUAUCCGGAGGGCCGAGGCUGGCUUGGGGGAGCGGCUGUCCUGGCCUUUGUGCACGCCCUUCAUCAACUAGCGGGCCAAGAAAGACAGACAGAAGAAAGCAACAGCAUCUCAGCCUCAGUCCCUACAGCUCCUCCAUCUGCCCAGCGGAGCUGGACGGACCAGCCAGAAUGAGGAGAGCACUGAUACUUCAACUCUUUCUCAUCUUCAUAUGCUGUGUUAGAUGGUGCCACUCUGAAGGAUGUGAGUCGGGGCAGUUCCGUUGUGGGACGGGGCGAUGUAUACCAAGUGACUGGCACUGUGAUGGCACAUCAGACUGUGUGGAUGACUCUGAUGAGCAUGACUGUCCUCAGGUAACAUGCGACGACCGUCAUUUCCAGUGCCUGAGUGACGGUGAGUGUAUCCCUGAAUCAUGGGUGUGUGAUGAUGAGGAGGACUGUGAAGAUGGCUCAGAUGAGAGACAACGUUGCCCUGGAAGGACAUGCACCAGUGGCCAGUUCAGCUGCAGUAAUGGGGCAUGCAUCCCUGGAGAAUACCGAUGCGACCGUCUGGCCGACUGCUCAGAUGGGUCUGAUGAGAGAGACUGCCAUUACCCUGAGUGUACGGAGCUGAGGUGUGCUAAUGGGGCCUGCUACAACAGAACCCAGCGAUGUGACCAAGUACUGGACUGCCGCGAUGGCUCAGAUGAGGCAAAUUGCACACAGCAUUGCAAUACAGGUUUGUUCCAGUGUCAUAACGGGGUCUGUGUUCCUCAACGCUAUGUCUGCGACCAUGAUGAUGACUGUGGAGACCGAAGUGAUGAGCUAAACUGCACAUAUCCUACAUGUAAAGGGAACUAUUUUACGUGCCCCAGCGGCCGCUGUAUCCACCAAGUCUGGGUUUGUGAUGGAGAGGAUGAUUGUGAGGACAAUGCAGAUGAAAAAGGCUGCGAUAAUGUACCGCGGGAGUGUUACCCCGGAGAAUGGCCCUGUCCAUCCUCUGGCCUGUGUAUCCCUAUGGAUCAGCUGUGUGAUGGGACGCCACACUGUCCAGAGGGAGAGGAUGAAACGAACACCACUGCUGGACACAACUGCAGCAUUUGGAGAUGUGCCUCUCUAAGCUGUGAGCAUCACUGCCAUGCUUCUCCUGAUGGAGGGGUCUGCUCCUGUCCUUCUGGAUAUGUCAUCAACAGCAACAACAGUCGCUCAUGCAUAGACUUUGACGACUGUUCGAUGUGGGGUGUGUGUGACCAGCUGUGUGAGGAUCGCAUUGGCUCUCAUCGCUGCAGCUGCCGACAGGGUUACAUCUUGGAGCAGCACAGAUACUGCAGAGCUGACGUAUCAACUGGAGUCCCAUCCUUGGUAUUUUCUAAUGGCAGAGACCUUCUAAUAGGUGACAUCCAUGGAAACAGUUUGCGCACUUUGGUCCACUCACAGAACAGAGGGGUUGCAGUUGGAGUGGACUUCCAUUACAAUCUUCACAGGAUUUUCUGGACUGAUACCAUUCAGAAUAAGGUGUUCUCUGUGGAUAUGGAUGGCUCCAACAUGCAGGUUGUUUUAAAUAUAUCAGUCGACUACCCUGAGAACUUAGCGGUGGAUUGGGUGAACAAUAAACUGUAUGUGGUGGAGGCCAGCGUCAACAGAAUUGACAUGGUGGACUUUGACGGAGGUAACCGGGUCACACUCAUCACCGAAAGUCUUGGAAACCCUAGAGGGCUGGCGGUGGACCCCACUGUCGGGUAUAUGUUCUUCUCAGAUUGGGAGGCACUGAAUGGACAACCAGGCUUGGAGCGGGCUUACAUGGAUGGAACCAACCGCUAUGGGAUUGUUCGAAGUAAAUUGGGCUGGCCAGCUGGUAUCACACUGGACUUAGAGGCCCAGCGUGUCUACUGGGUUGAUAGUCGCUAUGACUACAUCGAAACUGCAACUUAUGAUGGCCUCCACAGAAAAACGGUGGUCCAUGGAGGCACUGUGAUCCCACAUCCAUUUGGGAUUACUUUGUUUGAGCACAAUAUCUAUUACACUGACUGGACCAAGAUGGCUGUGAUGAAAGCGAACAAGUUCACAGACAGCAGUCCCCAAGUUGUUUACAGUUCACCUCAGGCUCCACAUGGAGUAGCAGUGAUACAUCAGCUGCAGCAGCCAUAUGUGUCAAACCCUUGUGGUGUGGACAGAGGUGGAUGUGAGCAGAUCUGUGUUCUGAGUCAUAGGAGUGACAAUGGAGAUUUAGGUUACAGAUGUAAAUGUCGCAUGGGCUUUGAUCUGCAUGCUGAUGGCAAGCGAUGUUAUGCUGUGAGGCAGUUUCUGCUCUUCUCCAGCCAGCUGGCCGUGAGAGGCAUCCCAUUUAACCUGUCAUCUCAGGAAGACAUCAUCUUACCCGUCACUGGAUCACCGUCUUACUUUGUUGGGGUGGAUUUCAGUGCUGAAGACGAUGCCAUCUUCUUCUCCGACACUGCCAAAGAUAUAAUCUAUAAACAAAAAGUGGAUGGGACUGGCAGGGAGGUACUGGCAGCCAAUAGAGUGGAUGGAGUGGAGGACCUGGCUUACGACUGGAUUUCAAAAAACCUCUACUGGACUGACCCUCGAUACAGGAGCAUAUCUGUCAUGAAGCUGGCUGAUAAGUCCAGGAGAGCAAUCGUACAGAACCUCAACAACCCAAGGGCUAUCGUGGUGCAUCCUCUCAUUGGUUAUAUUUUUUGGACUGAUUGGUACCGGCCGGCAAAGAUUAUGAGGGCUUGGGGUGACGGGUCACAUGCCCUGUCUAUAGUAAACACUACUCUCGGCUGGCCUAAUGGCCUGGCUAUUGACUGGAGCUCAAUGCGUCUUUACUGGGUGGAUGCCUUCUUUGACAAAAUUGAGCACAGCAACUUUGAUGGGCGGAACAGGCUUUCUUUGGAUCGUAUUACCCAAAUCUCACAUCCAUUUGGUCUCACCAUUUUUGAAGGCUAUGCAUACUUUACUGACUGGCGCCUGGGUGGCAUUGUACGUGUUCGUAAGACUGAUGGUGGAGAGAUGGUCGUUAUCAGAAGGGGAAUCAGCCACAUCAUGCAUGUCAAGUCUUUCAACUCCAACUCUCAGACUGGUUCCAACCUCUGCAAUAGGCAGACAAAUCCAAACGGAGACUGCAGCCACUUCUGCUUCCCGGCCCCAGACUCUCAGAGGGUGUGUGGCUGUCCGUAUGGCAUGAAGCUGUUGCCCAACCAGCAGACGUGUGUGGAAGAUCCCUCCAAUGAACCCCCAACACUACAGUGCGGGGCCAACUCCUUCUCCUGUGGCAAUGGCAAAUGUGUCCCAAACAGCUAUAGAUGCGAUGGUGUUGAUGACUGCCAUGACAACAGUGAUGAAGUCAACUGUGGAAUUAACAACACCACUUGCUCUCCCACUGCAUUCACCUGUGCCAAUAAGCGCUGUGUGCCAACGAGAUGGCGUUGUGAUGGGCAGAACGACUGUUUUGAUAACAGCGAUGAGAUCAACUGCCCUACACGGGGUCCAGGAACAUGCCCUGCCAAUCAAUUCACCUGUGCCAACAACCGCUGCAUCCCACAUACCUGGCGCUGUGACACUGAUAAUGACUGUGGGGAUGGUUCAGAUGAAACAGACUGCCAUCUUGGAAGCACAUGCCACCCAGGUCAGUUUCAGUGUCCCGAUCAUCGCUGCAUAGACCCCAACUACGUCUGUGAUGGUGACAGGGACUGUGUAGAUGGUGCAGACGAACAAGGAUGUGUCUACAACUGCACGGCUAAUGAGUUCAAGUGCUCCAGUGGUCACCAGUGUGUCAACUCCUUCUAUCGGUGCGAUGGAGUCUACGAUUGCAGGGAUCGCUCCGAUGAGCGGGGCUGCCCUACUAGGCCUCCAGGCAUGUGCCACCAUGAAACUGAGUUCCAGUGCCAGUCAGAUGGGAGCUGUGUGCCGUCUACCUGGGAGUGCGACGGUCACCCAGACUGCGAGGAUGGCAGUGACGAACACCACGCCUGCCCUCCUCGCACCUGUGCCUCCUCUCUCUUCCGCUGCGACAACGGGAACUGCGUCCUGCGCAGCUGGCUGUGUGACGGGGACAACGACUGCAGGGACAUGAGCGAUGAAAGAGACUGUCCCACACCACCUUUCCGAUGUCCGAGCUGGCAGUGGCAGUGCCCUGGCCACAGCGUGUGCAUCAACAUCACGUCGGUGUGUGACAACACUCCUGACUGCCCCAACGGUGCAGACGAGUCUCCUCUCUGUAAUGAGCCUUUACCAGAUCAAGAGAGCUGCUCUGACAACAAUGCCGGCUGCACCCAUGGUUGCAUUCAAGGUCCGUUUGGCGCCCAGUGCACCUGUCCCCUGGGCUACCAACUUAGCAAUGACUCUAAAACCUGCCAGGAUAUAGAUGAAUGUAACCCCCCUGGACAGUGUAGCCAGCACUGCUUUAAUGAGAGAGGCUCUUUUCGCUGCCAUUGCCAAGAUGGUUACACUCUGGAAGCAGACCAGCGUACCUGCAAGACCUCAGAUUCCCGUCAGGCGUUCCUGCUAGUGGCCAGCAGGAAUCAGAUUGUACAAGAUGAGAUAACUGCUCAGCCUAAUGUGAUCAGGUCUCUUGUUCGAGAUGGACGCAACAUAGUAGCCUUAGAUUUUGACUCAGUCACAGACCGUGUUUACUGGUCUGACACAAGCCAAGACAGAAUCUGGAGUGCAAAUAAAAAUGGCACAGACAGAACUGUGAUAUUUGACAGUGGAGUGACUGUAACAGAGAGCCUGGCUGUGGACUGGGUUGGCAGAAACCUGUACUGGACUGACUACGUUCUGGAAACUAUUGAAGUGUCCAGACUUGAUGGCAGCCACCGUACGGUGAUAGUCAGUGAAAAUGUGACCAAUCCCAGAGGCCUGGUGCUGGACCCAAGGGAGAGUGCUCACCUGAUGUUUUGGACCGACUGGGGCAGGAACCCCCGCAUUGAGAAGGCCAGCAUGGAUGGAAAAUUCAGGACUGUCAUCAUAAGCGACAAACUGUACUGGCCCAAUGGUCUCACUAUUGACUACCCAAAUAAUAUGUUGUACUUCGCUGAUGCCUAUUUGGAUUUCAUUGACUUCUGCGAUUAUGAUGGCAACAACAGGAGACAGGCUCUGGCCAGUGACCUGGUACUGCAACAUCCCCACGCAAUUACCAUUUUUGAGGAUUUUGUCUAUUGGACCGACAGAUACAUCAACCGAGUGAUGCGAGCCCAUAAGUGGCAUGGGGAGAACCAGACAGUGAUGCUGUUCAACCUCCCUCAGCCCAUGGGUGUGGUGGCGGUUCACCCAGCGAGGCAGCCUGCAGGUGAGAAUCACUGCUUGAGGAGCCCCUGUACUCACAUCUGCCUGCUUUCCACUGUGGCACCAAGGUACUACUCAUGUGCCUGCCCCUCAGGUUGGACUCUGGCGGAAGACCAAAUCACCUGCAACAGAGGUGAGGAUCCUUUCCUGGUGGUUGUGAGAGACAGCAUCAUCUAUGGCAUUUCCUUAAAUCCAGAGGAGAAAACUAAUGAUGCUAUGGUCCCUGUGGCCGGGCUUCAGAAUGGCUAUGAUGUUGAUUUUGAUGACAAGGAACAGGCCAUCUACUGGGUGGAGCACCCUGGUGAGAUCCACAGAGUGAAGUCAGAUGGUACGAACAGGACAGAAUUUGCCCCUGCAGCCAUUCUGGGCUCCCCUGUCGGUCUGGCCUUAGACUGGAUAACAGAGAACCUGUACUACACCAAUCCAGCCACACAGUCCAUUGAGGUUUUGAAGUUGCGAGGGGAGGUACAGUACCGUAAAACUCUAAUUACAAACAACGGUUCUCCAACUGGCACUGGAAGUCCUGUUGGCAUUGCAGUGGACCCAGCACGUGGAAAACUGUACUGGACAGACCAAGGAACAGAGAGUGGCAUCCCUGCCAAGGUGGCAUCUGCAGACAUGGAUGGUUUAAACCCUGUAAUCUUGUUCACCAGUAACCUCGAUCACAUUGAGUUCCUCACUGUGGACAUCCAGGAGAACAAACUCUACUGGGCUGUCACAAGCACUGGCAUGAUUGAGCGUGGUGAUCCAGAUGGAAGUAACCGCAUUACCAUCGUGACAGGCCUGUCUCACCCCUGGGGUGUGGCUGUCCAUCAAAACUACCUCUACUUCACUGACCGUGACUUUGAGGUCAUCGAGCGUGUGGAUAAGUCCACGGGUGCCAACAGGGUUGUGCUGCGAGACAACGUUUCUGGACUCAGAGUCCUCAAAGUGCAUUUCAGAGAAACCUCAGCAGGAACAUCCAAUGGCUGCACCAACAACAUGGGUUCGUGUGAGCAGCUCUGCCUGCCUCGGCCGCAGGGUCUGUUUACCUGUGCAUGUGCCACAGGCUUUAAACUCAACGCUGACAACAGGACGUGUGCUCCCUACCAGUCCUAUGUGGUUAUCUCCACACUGUCUGCACUCAAAGGCUUCAGUCUAGAAGGGGCAGACCACUCUGAAGCCAUGGUACCUGUAGCUGGGAGGGGCCGUAAUGCUUUACACGUCGAUGUCCACAUGGCUUCGGGCUUCAUCUACUGGUGUGACUUCAGCAGCACUGUAGCAGCACAGAACGGGGUCAGACGGAUCAAGCCAGAUGGCUCCGGAUUACGUAGCGUUGUAACAUCUGGAAUAGGACGCAACGGGGUACGAGGGAUUGCUGUUGACUGGGUUGCAGGAAACCUGUAUUUCACCAACGCCUUCCUUACUGAGACGUAUGUGGAGGUGCUCCACCUGAACACCACUUUUCGCAGGGUGCUGCUGAAGACCCAGGUGGACAUGCCCCGCCACAUCGUGGUGGAUCCCAGAAACAGAUACCUGUUUUGGGCUGAUUAUGGUCAAAACCCCAAAAUUGAGCGAGCUCUCUUGGAUGGAUCAAACCGCACAGUUUUGGUGUCAUCAGGGAUUAUUACUCCACGAGGUCUUGCUGUAGACUGGCAAACCGGGUACAUUUACUGGGUUGACGACUCUCUGGAUAUGAUUGCCCGGGUCAACCCACAAGGAGGGGAGACGGAAGUAGUCAGGUAUGGCAGUCGCUAUCCGACUCCUUAUGGAAUCACAGUGUUUGAGAACAGCAUCAUCUGGGUGGACAGAAACCUCAAGAAGGUCUUCCAGGCAAGCAAAGAGCCUGGUAGCACAGAGCAGCCAGGUGUCAUCAGGGACAACAUCAACAUGCUGAGAGAUGUCACCAUCUUUGACCAGCGUACCCAGCCUACCAACGCUCAGGAGCUGAACUACAAUCCCUGCCUAGAGGAUAAUGGAGGCUGUGCCCACUUCUGCUUUGCCCUCCCAGCAUCCAUUGUCAACAACCAGGAGAAAAAAUGUAGCUGCGCUUUUGGAAAUCUUGCCGCAGAUAACAAGAGCUGUGUAGUGUCGAGGGAUGAUUAUCUCAUCUACACAACCGAGAGCACCGUUCGCAGCUUGCGCCUUGACCCAGAGGACCACGCAUUACCAUUUCCUGUGGUUAAUGUGCCACGCACAUCUGUGGCUCUAGAUUUUGACCUAACAGACAGGAGAAUCUACUUCACACAGAGCUCAGGGGCCGGAGCUAGCAAGAUCAGCUACAUUAGCCUGUCUUCUCCUACUGCACCUCCUGUUGUGGUGGCUUAUGAUCUAGGAGCUCCUGAUGGUAUCGCAUAUGACUGGAUAAACAAAAGAAUUUAUUACAGCGACUAUGUCAACCAGAGCAUCAGCUCCAUGUCAGUGGAUGGCUCUCAAAGGACUGUUAUUGCCCAUGUGUCCAGGCCAAGGGCCAUCAUGCUGGAUCCCUGUAGGGGAUACAUGUACUGGACAGACUGGGGAACCCAUGCAAAGAUUGAGCGAGCCACCUUGGGAGGAAACUUCCGAACUGAGAUUGUAAACAGCAGUCUUGUGUGGCCCAAUGGACUGACCCUGGACUAUGAGGAGCAGAGGCUCUACUGGGCAGACGCCAGCUUACAGAAGAUUGAGCGAUCCUCUCUGACAGGGGCCAAUAGAGAGGUUAUUGUCAGCACCGCCAUUUACCCCUUUGCUAUGACCAUGUUUGGCCAGUUCAUCUACUGGACCGACUGGAACACACGCAGCAUUUAUCGAGCCAACAAGCAUGAUGGUUCUGACCAGAGGGUCAUGAUUCAAAACCUUCCAUCUCGGCCAAUGGACAUCCACGUCCUGGCUGCUAGGAAGCAGCAGCAGUGUGACAGUCCCUGCCAGCAGUUUAAUGGAGGCUGCAGCCACAUCUGUACACCAGGACCCAAUGGUGCAGAGUGUCAGUGUCCAUCAGAGGGCCGCUGGUACCUGGCUGACAAUAAGCACUGUAUCCCUGAUAACGGGACUCGCUGCCAGCCGGGGCAAUUUACCUGUAUGAACGGCCGCUGUAUUCGAGCCCAGUGGAAAUGUGACAAUGACAACGACUGUGGAGAUGGCAGCGAUGAGUUAGAGAGAGUCUGUGGAUCUAAACCUGUCUUCAACUAUGUUGUCCCACAGCUGCUGUCAUCCUUUAUUGCCUUGUCAGCCUUCCAUACCUGCGAGCCCACUGUGUUUACUUGUGGCAACGGCCGUUGUGUUCCCUACCACUACCGCUGUGACCACUAUGAUGACUGUGGAGACAACAGCGACGAGGCUGGCUGUCUGUUCAGACCGUGUGACCCCAACACAGAGUUCAGCUGCAACAAUGGCCGCUGCAUUGCAAAGGACUAUGUUUGCAAUGGCAUUAACAACUGCUAUGAUAACGGGACUUCUGAUGAACAAAACUGCCCUGAGAGAACCUGCCAGCCAGAGCACACAAAAUGUCAGUCCACCAACAUCUGCAUCCCUCGUUCCUACCUGUGUGAUGGAGACAACGACUGUGGGGAUAUGAGCGAUGAAAGCCCCACGCACUGUGCUGCAUCCACAUGUUCCCAGAAUGAGUUCCGUUGCUCCAGCGGCCGCUGCAUCCCCUCCCACUGGUACUGUGACGGAGGGGCCGACUGUGCUGACGGCUCUGACGAACCCCUCUCUUGCACCACACUCACCAGAACCUGCAACUCUGAUCAGUUUCGCUGUGAUGACGGCAGGUGCAUCGCCUCCUCUUGGAUCUGUGAUGGGGACAACGACUGUGGGGACAUGAGUGACGAAGAUCAGAGGCAUAACUGUGCCAAUCGCACUUGUUCAAAUCUAGAGUUCACCUGUGUGAACAAUCAGCCACCACAGCGGAAAUGCAUCCCACGUGACUGGGUGUGUGAUGGAGACGCUGACUGUGCAGAUGCUUUGGAUGAACAUCAGAACUGCACACGCAGAUCCUGUGGCAUCAAUGAGUUCACCUGUAACAACGGCCUCUGCAUACGCAGCGCCUACAGGUGUGAUCGACGAAACGACUGCGGGGACGGAAGUGAUGAACAGGGUUGCACCUAUCAGCCGUGUCAGCAGCAUCAGUUCACCUGUCAGAACGGCCGCUGCAUUUCCCACGACUUUGUCUGCGAUGGAGACAAUGACUGUGGAGACGAGUCUGAUGAGCUGGAGCACAUGUGCCACACACCAGCACCCACCUGUCCUCCUGGAGAGUUUAAAUGUGACAAUGGGCACUGUAUCCCCCUGAGCCAGGUCUGUGACAGGAGCGAUGACUGCUCUGACAACAGUGACGAGAAGGGAUGUGGUGUAAAUGAAUGCACAGACCCAUCCGUCCACCACUGUGAUCACAACUGCACCGACACACCCACCAGCUUCAUCUGCACCUGUCGUCCUGGUUACCGCCUCAUGUCCGACAAAAAAACCUGCGAUGACAUCAAUGAGUGUGCGGAGACUCCGAGUGUGUGCAGCCAGAUCUGUGAAAACACGGUCGGCUCCUACAUGUGUAAAUGCGCCCCGGGAUUCCUCAGGGAGCCAGACGGACGCAGCUGUCGUCAAAACAGCAACAUCUCACCCUACCUCAUCUUCAGCAACCGCUAUUACCUGAGAAACCUGUCAACAGACGGAGAGGCUUACUCUCUGAUCCUGCAGGGUUUGACCAGUGUGGUUGCCAUGGACUUCGACCGUGUUGACAAACGACUUUAUUGGAUUGAUGUGAGCCGCAGAGUGAUCGAGCGGAUGCACUUUAAUGGCAGUAACAGAGAGGUGGUGGUCAAUGGAGUUUUACAUGGAGAGGGCCUUGCAGUCGACUGGAUCGCAAGGAAACUUUACUGGGCAGACAGCUUCUUGGACUGCCUGAAAGUGUCUGAGCUGGACGGUCGGUUUGUGAAGAAACUGGCUGAGCACUGUGUGGACCCCAAUAACACCUACUGUUUUGAAAACCCCAGAGCAAUUGUGUUACAUCCAAAAUAUGGAUAUGUUUACUGGACUGACUGGGGAGACAAAGCCUUUAUUGGUCGUGUUGGAAUGGAUGGAACCAACAAAACCACAAUCAUCACCACAAAGAUAGAGUGGCCUAAUGGGAUCACGAUCGACUACUCCAAUGAUAAACUCUACUGGUCUGAUGCUCAUCUCAGCUACAUUGAAUACUCAGACUUGGACGGUCUACACAGACACACAGUGUAUGAUGGGAAUUUGCCUCACCCUUUUGCCCUGACUGUGUUCGAGGACACUGUUUACUGGACCGACUGGAACACACGCUCAGUAGAGAGAGGCAACAAAUAUGACGGCUCUGAUCGUCAGCUCCUGGUUAACACCACCCACAGGCCGUUUGACAUUCAUGUUUGCCACCCCUACAGACAGCCUAUUGGUGACAAUCCUUGCGCUGUGAACAAUGGAGGCUGUUCUCACCUGUGCCUCAUCCGUCAUGGGGGGCGGGAUUACACCUGUGAGUGCCCUGACCAUUUCCUGGCGGUCCAAAUAGGAGGUGUGAACCGAUGCCUGCCCAUGUGCACGAGCACGCAGUACAGAUGUGCUAACAAUGAAAGGUGUAUUCCUAUCUGGUGGAAAUGUGAUGGUCAGAGAGACUGCAGAGAUGGUUCGGAUGAGCCCUCCACCUGCCCCGCUCGUCACUGCAGGCUCGGCCAGUUUCAGUGCAAUGACGGGAACUGCACCAGCCCACACUUCCUGUGCAACAGCAACCAGGACUGCCAUGAUGGCUCAGAUGAAGACCCAGUGCUGUGUGCUACACAUCAGUGUGAAACCCGGCAGUGGCAGUGUGCAAAUAAGCGCUGCAUCCCUGAGUCAUGGCAGUGCGACGGUGAGGACGACUGUGGGGAUCAGUCCGACGAGGACCCUGCCCACUGCUCCACAAGAACCUGCAGCCCCGGUCAGUUCAAGUGCCGCAAUGGACGCUGCAUCCCCCAGAACUGGAAAUGUGAUGUUGACGAUGACUGCGGCGACAACUCUGAUGAACCAUUAGAGGAAUGCAUGGGACCUGGGUAUCGAUGUGACAACCACACAGAGUUUGACUGCAAGACAAACUACCGCUGUGUACCACUGUGGUCUGUUUGUAACGGCCAAAAUGACUGCAGAGACAACAGUGAUGAGCAGGGCUGUGAUGAACUGACCUGUGAUCCUAGUGGAGACUUCCGCUGUGACAACCAUCGCUGCAUCCCACUGAGAUGGAGCUGUGACGGAGACGAUGACUGUGGGGACAACUCUGAUGAACGCAGCUGCACUCCACGCGCGUGCACAGAGAGCGAGUUUCGUUGUGACAAUCUGCGCUGCAUUCCUGACCGUUGGGUCUGUGACCAUGACAACGACUGUGAGGACAACUCGGAUGAAAGGGACUGUGAGCUGCGAACUUGUCAUCCUGGCUACUUCCAGUGCACCAGCGGACACUGUAUCGCUGAGCGUUUCAAAUGCGAUGGCAACCCCGACUGUCUGGAUUACACAGACGAGACAUCAUGUCCAACCCGCUUCCCCAACGGCACAUACUGCCCCCACUUUCUGUUUGAGUGCAAGAACCACGUAUGCAUCCAGCCGCACUGGAAAUGUGACGGAGACAAUGACUGUGGAGACAACUCAGACGAGGAGCUUCACCUUUGCUUGGAAAUCCAGUGUGAGACUCCGUUCCGCUUCCGCUGUGACAAUAACCGCUGCAUCUACAGCCACGAGCUGUGCAACUCUGUGGAUGACUGCGGUGAUGGCUCUGAUGAAAGGCAGGAAAAUUGCCAGAGCCCAACUCAUGGACCCUGUACAGAUGAAGAAUAUAAAUGCAGUAAUGGUCAGUGUAUCCCUCUGCAGUAUGCCUGUGAUGAUUAUGAUGACUGUGGGGAUCAGUCAGAUGAGCUCGGCUGCCACCAAGGCAGUGGGCACACAUGCAGUGACAACAUCUGUGAACACAACUGUACCGACCUGACAUCAGAGGGUAUGCUCUGCUCGUGCAGGCCGGGCUAUAAGCCGAGACCAACGGAAAAACACACCUGUGAAGAUGUGAAUGAAUGUGAGGUGUACGGCACAUGUCCUCAGCAGUGUAAGAACACAAAGGGCAGCUACGAGUGUUUUUGUGCCGAGGGUUUUGUCUCUUUUGGUGAGCCGCAUGGGACAGAGUGUGCUGCUCAAGGAAACCCACCAGUGCUGCUGUUGCCGGAUAACGUUCGUAUCCGUCGUUUCAACCUGUCCUCUGAGCAGUAUUCAGACUACGUGGACAAUGCCGAGCACAUCCAGGCUUUGGACUACCUGUGGGAUCCAGAGGGAGAAGGACUCAGUAUUGUUUACUGGACAGUCUUGGGUCGAGGAUCUCAGUUUGGUGCCAUCAAACGAGCCCACAUGACCACGUUUAAUGAUAAUGGCAACAACCCAGUUAAAGAGGUGGACCUGAACCUGAGAUAUGUGGCUAAUCCAGAUGGCAUCGCUCUGGACUGGGUUGGCAGGCACAUUUACUGGACAGAUUCAGGCACCAAUCGAAUUGAAGUGGCCAAAUUAGAUGGGCGUUACAGAAAGUGGUUGAUCCACACAGACCUAGACCAGCCAGCAGCUAUUGUUGUGAAUCCAUCACUUGGGAUGAUGUACUGGACAGACUGGGGCAGGAAACCUAGAAUAGAGUCAGCAUGGAUGGACGGACAGCACAGAGAGGUGCUGGUAAAGGAGGAGGACCUGGGCUGGCCUACUGGGCUGGCUCUGGACUAUCUUAAUGGGAACAGGAUCUACUGGUGUGACUCCAAAGAAAACAUCAUUGAGUCCAUGAAGCCUGAUGGGACGGACAGAAAGAUUGUAAUAUCAGGAGACAUUGGACAUCCCUUCAGUCUGGAUGUUUUUGAAGGGCAUGUGUACUGGACCACAAAAGAGAAAGGUGAAGUGUGGAAGACCAACAAGUUCGGGAAAGGAAAUAAAGUCAAAGUUCUUACCAUCAAUCCCUGGCUGACUCAGGUCCGCAUUUACCAGGAGCAUCGGCACAACCAGUCAGUACCAAACCCGUGUAAGGAUGUAUGCAGCCACCUGUGCCUCCUGCGACCUGGUGGGUACACCUGCGCCUGUCCACAAGGCUCCUCUCCUGUAGAGUUUGACUCCAGUACAUGUGAUGCAGCCAUUGAGCCGCCUGUUACAAUGCCCCCUCCAUGUAAAUGCAUGAAUGGUGGAACCUGCUACACUGGUGAAGGCGGUCUGCCAAAGUGCAAGUGUCCUUACGGUUAUGCUGGAAGCUUUUGUGAGGCGGGAAAGUCAAGAGGUGCUCCAGCAGGAACAGCUGUGGCUGUUUUACUGGCAGUCAUCAUCAUCCUGAUUACUGGAGCCUUGGCUGUCGGGGUUUUCCUCAACUACAAACGAACAGGCUCUUUCAUCCCCACCAUGCCUAAACUUCCCAGCCUCAGCAGUCUGGUAAAGUUUGCUGACACAGGGAACGGGGUGACGUUUCGCUCAGGUGAUAACGUUGAUCUGGGACCAUCACGCAUCGGAGUGUCAUUCAUUGACACGGCCAUGCAGAUGGAUGAAAAUUUUGCUGUUGAAGCAGGAAGGCAGCCAGUCACAUUUGAGAACCCGCUUUACGCCACUGCUACUGUGUCUAGUGAUCCUGCUGUCAUUCAUGCAACACAGGUGACUGUUAAUGUGAGUGGUGAACAGUUGGAGAAUAACUUUGUGAACCCAGCGUACCAGAGCGCAGGAAUCGUAAAAACAUCAUCAGUCAACUCCAAACCUGUGCAGGAGUCCAGGUGGAGUUUAUUCAAGAGGAAAUUAAAGCCAAGCACCACAUUUGAAAACCCUUCAUACUCAGAGAUGAAGGAUGAAAAGGCUGUAGACAGCGGGGACCCCUCUGCCCCUGAGCCCUCUCCGUUUGCACCCCCCACCAAGCCGGUGAAGAAAAAUCGUCCGAGCGCCUAUUCGCCAACGGAGGACAGUUUCAAAGACACAGCCAACCUUGUGAAAGAGGACAGCGACGUAUAACCCCG
This is a messenger RNA of Cheilinus undulatus (humphead wrasse), 14243 nucleotides long. It is a transcript of the gene lrp2a, whose product is annotated as low density lipoprotein receptor-related protein 2a. Gene Ontology annotation, molecular function: calcium ion binding; protein binding. The record is from RefSeq and is a predicted model, not a curated record. Lineage: Eukaryota; Metazoa; Chordata; Actinopteri; Labriformes; Labridae.